CUCAGCCUGCGUGUCAGUGCAGUCGACUUACAGCUGGCUGUGAGGACAACUGACGCUCUAGCUCCAUUCUGCUCUGUUCACUGAAAACUCUCCUGAACUCCGCUACAACAACUCUCCAGACUCCGCUAUUUUUUAAACAUAUUAUUAAAGUGGGUGUUUAUAGGAAACUGAAGUUGGAGGCUGGGCCUUUAGCUUCCUGACCGAUCAGAGAAGAAGAAGAAAAGCUGGUCUUUUAUUUUUUUUUUCUUGUUUAAAAAGUCGAUAAAUGCUACUCACGAAAAUGGACCUGUUGAACUACCAGUACCUGGACAAGAUGAACAACAACAUCGGGAUCCUCUGCUACGAAGGUGAAGCAGCUUUGAGGGGGGACCCCAGGCUCCAGUCCUUGUCCCUGUCCUCGUCCUCAUCCUCCUCUUCGUCAUCGUCGUCCUCAUCCUCCUCCAUCUCCAGCCACAGGACAGGUCCUCCUCCCAUUAGCCCUACCAAGAGGAAGCUGAAUGGGGACCUGGGGGACAGCGACAUGGACGACAACGAGCAUGUGGCAAAGAUGAGCCGACUGUUUGCUGCUCAGCUGAAACCUAAUGGAGACUAUCGCAGCUCUCCGGUCUCUAAGGACCGCAGCCGGAGCCCCAGCGAUCGGGUGGUGGUGCCCGGUGGUCUCGCAGUCCACAGCAACCAUCUGUACAGCCACGCCCACCACCACCAUCUCCACCUGGCCAGCUUAGCCGGCAUGGACCAGCCACUGGCGUUAACCAAAAACAGCCUGAUGGAGCCUGCACGGAGCAGCACAGCAGCCAUGACCACAGUGCCGCAGGCCGUCAGCGCCAUGGAACGCCAGCAGAAUCGCCCCUCAGUGAUCACAUGCGCUCCGGCCAACAACCGCAACUGCAACCUGUCUCACUGUCCAGUGUCUCACAACGGCUGCUCCAGCCUCACUAACAACUACAGGAGAGCCAACACCAACACAGCCUGCGACCCAGUGAUUGAAGAGCAUUUCCGCCGCAGCCUUGGGAAGAACUACAAAGAGCCCGAGCCGGCCACCAACUCCGUGUCCAUCACGGGCUCGGUGGACGACCACUUCGCCAAGGCGCUGGGCGAGACCUGGCUGCAGAUCAAGAACAAGGGGAGCCCCUCGUCGUCCGGCAGCAGCCCAAACUCCUCCCCCGACAGUCACAUGAUCAACCACAACCACUCCCCCUCCGUGGUCUCCUGAAGGGGCCCAAGAGAGAUUUUAGAGGGAUUUUGCCCCCCCCUGCUUCCCCAGCCCCCCACAGCCCACUCCCAAUCACCCCGACUCCAACAUCCAUGUCCCCUGUCACGCUGUCGAUCUGUCACCGGCGUCCCAGAGGCAGCGCCCCCCCAACCCCGCGGGCCGAGCCUGUAGAGGAUCAAAUCAGCAAAAUAUAACAACUGUCCUCUGGUUCGCUAAAGUUAGACAAUAAUCAGUCGUGAGUGACGAGGGCUGAACUCUUGGACUGACAGGAGCAUCGUGGGGCAAGUGUCUGUAGUUAUAUGUACAUAAAGAGAGAGAGGAGAGGCGGGGUUUUAAUUAUUCAAUUUCUUUUCUUCUUUGUUGUUGUUGUUGUUUUUAUUUUUAACAGUAGAUGUUGUGUACUGCUUCUGCGUUAUGAGAUGCCUGGUGUUUGAUAGAAGAGAUGAGAAAGAACCACUUUGGAGAAAAUAAUCACAAACCACCUGACUGUGCUACCAAAGAAACCUGUAGACGUUGACGUUUAUCAAUGACCCGAUCAAAAACGACACAAAGCCAUCGACUGGGCUCCUCUCUCACCUUCUCUCUCUCCUCUGUAUGUGUUACUGUACGUGUGUAAACUCAAUCGAUCGACUCGGUCUGAUUUGCACUACUGCCAUGGGGUCUGACAUGUCAACAUCACAAUCUGGCACUGUAAACACUGGGACUGAAAACUGAACUCAAACUGACUGAAUUCAACAUUUCUGGGACCUGGACAUAAUUUCAUCCAAUAUUAUAACCAUGCUGCAUUAUUUAUUCAAUGCAUUUCUGAAGAAUGGAAAACACACAUCAGCAUGGUCGGGGGGGAAUAAUCGAUUUGGAUCAAUGUGUUCUCCGAUCCUCAAAGAGACAUUUGAUGUGGGUUCAUUUAGCUGUAAACUAAAACACAUAGAGAAGGUGGGUGACAAGCAGGAUCCCAUCCCGAGCCAUUUACUCACUGUGUGUUCAUCACAUGUAACAUGUUAACUUAU
Molecule: messenger RNA, 2220 nt
Organism: Limanda limanda (common dab)
Lineage: Eukaryota; Metazoa; Chordata; Actinopteri; Pleuronectiformes; Pleuronectidae
Gene: vgll4b
Product: vestigial-like family member 4b
Exons: 5
Coding region: 266-1213 (315 amino acids)
Biological process (GO): negative regulation of DNA-templated transcription
Molecular function (GO): transcription coactivator binding
Source: RefSeq, a predicted model, not a curated record